Molecule: messenger RNA, 1205 nt
Organism: Ceutorhynchus assimilis (cabbage seed weevil)
Lineage: Eukaryota; Metazoa; Arthropoda; Insecta; Coleoptera; Curculionidae
Source: the annotation of a GenBank genome assembly
AUCGAUAUUUGAUUUUCAGCUCUACUGCGAAAAAAGUGAGGUUAGGUUUUUUUACAAAUGCUUUCAAAUUUCAAAACAAUAAACAAAUCGAAUUUUUCAAGAACAAAAUUUAUUAUUUUUCAAUUAAACUAGCUUCUUAAAUAAUUGAAUCUGUUAUUUUCAAGUGCCAAAAUGUUUCCUACAAGUAGCCAAUGCAAAUAUUGGAUGUUUAGUAGCGAAGAAGAGCUAGAUUCUUUGAGGGUAAAUGCAAACAAUAAACAUAUAGAAACUCAUGGAAAAAACAUUAAUCCAGCAACAAAAUAUGAUAUUUUCCUAAAUCCAGAAGAAGAAAGACUGAUGGUAAAACGCUUCGAAGGCCACCUCAAAGAUUUUUGCAAAAGAUUUCAACCUCCAAUGCCCAGAUGCGUAACUGGAACAGCAUUUCAUUACUUCAAAAGAUUUUACAUCAAAAACUCUGUAAUGAAUUAUCAUCCUAAAGAAAUCAUGGUAACAUGUAUUUAUCUAGCUUGUAAAGUAGAAGAAUUCAAUGUUUCAAUACUACAAUUUGUUGCCAACAUUAAAGGAGACCGAGAAAAGGCUGCAGAUAUUAUUUUGAAUAAUGAAUUAUUGCUAAUGGAGCAGUUAAACUUUCAACUUGCCAUACACAAUCCUUUUAGACCUGUUGAGGGAUUACUUAUAGAUAUUAAAACAAGAGGUUCUCUACAUGAUCCAGAACGUUUAAGAGUAGGAACAGAACAGUUUUUAGAAAGAGUCCUACUUACUGAUGCUUUACUACUUUAUGCUCCAAGUCAAGUGGCCUUAGCAGCUGUACUUCACGCGGCUUCAAAAUUGCAAGAAAAUUUAGAUUCCUAUGUAACAGAGAUUUUGUUUGGCAGGGAUGGAAGCGAUAAGUUGGCCCAUUUAAUUGAUGCAGUUAGAGCAAUCAGAUCAAUGGAAAAGACUGUAGACAUUGCUGCCGAUAAGAAUCUAAUGAAAACUUUAGACAAGAAAUUGGAAAAAUGUAGGAAUCCUGAAAAUAAUCCAGAUAGUGACAUUUAUAAAAAGAAAAUGCAAGCCUUGUUAGAUGACGAAGACGAUCUGUAUAAUGCAAUCUCCGCGCAAAAUCAGGAAAAAGACGAUUCAGCUUUAAGAAUGAGUCUUCCAAAUUCCCCAGAAGUAGCCUAAUAACUUCAUUCUCUGCAACUUCAUUAUUUAGCCAAGUAAAG